This is a messenger RNA of Arachis duranensis, 3623 nucleotides long. RefSeq names its product histone-lysine N-methyltransferase ATX3-like. Gene Ontology annotation, molecular function: protein binding. The record is from RefSeq and is a predicted model, not a curated record. NCBI's taxonomy places the organism in Eukaryota, Viridiplantae, Streptophyta, Magnoliopsida, Fabales, Fabaceae. Gene Ontology annotation, biological process: regulation of transcription by RNA polymerase II.
UAUAUCACAACACAAGCUUCUGUUUUCUUUAUGCGUUUUUCUUCUCUCAAACGCCAAUUUCAAAUUGUUUGUUUCUCGGGAAAAUUUAUUUCUCUUUAAUGCUUCCUUUUUCCCGGGAUUUUUUCUUCAUCGUUCUCGUCCCAAUCUGUUCCCCAAAUCCAAAUCAAACGCUUCCAAACUCUCACAACGCGAUUCGCAAAAUCCAAAGAACAACAACGACAACAACAAUUCGCUGAUUUUUCCCCCUUCUCGUUCCUCCUUUCGUUGGUCGCGUCAUUGUUCGAUUCCGAGGGUUUUGGAAUCGAAAUUCUGCGCGCGUUCUUGUUAUUUUUCAGUGUUUUUUUUUUAUUCGUCAGAGGUGCGAGAUUCCAACGUGUUUGUUGGUAUAGGAAUUAGGAAACUGGUGUUGGCUUGAAAGUUAAGUCCUGAAUUCUUGGAGGUUCUAUGUUGCACAUCGUUUCGAUGUGAAAUUAGGGUUUUUGUGGAAGAAGGAGAAGAAACAGAGCAUGAUUCUGAGAGCUAUGGUUGUUCCGGGAAUCAGAAGAAGCGGAAGGUUAACGAAUUAUGCUCUCGCGAUGCUGAAGAUUUCAGCAGUGGUUCUGGCUCUUGGUGCAGCGAAGGAGCUUAUUGGAAUGGUGGUGCUGAGGUUCAGUCCAAUUCAAAUUCCGUACAGCUGAACGGUAAAAUGGCACCGCGUGACGGCGGCGGAGAUGGGACUCGGCCGCCAUUGUUGCGGUCUACACGGGGCCGCCAUCAGUCCUUGCCGUCGAGGUUCAAUGACUCGGUUCUUGAUUCAUGGAAGAACCAAGGAGUCAAAGUGGAGGACACGGAUUCCAGCUUUGAGGAUGAUGCAGAUGAAGAGAAGAAAAAGAAGGGUGAUAAUUAUUGUGCUCUUGAAGUGAAUAUAGAGAUGGAAAAGAAUGGUUUUGUUAAAACUGAGAGUAACAGUUCUGUCAUUCUGUGCUUAGUUUUGAAGGUGGUGUGGAGCAGAAGGUUAAAACUACUGGGAAUGGUGGUGAGGAGGAAACAGGUUUACAGGCCGGAGGAUUUCGCGUUGGGUGAUAUAGUUUUGGCGAAGUGUGGGAAAAGGUACCCUGCUUGGCCUGCUGUGGUGAUUGAUCCUAUCUUGCAGGCUCCGAAAUCCGUCCUCAGCUGCUGCGUUCUUGGUGCACUCUGCGUCAUGUUCUUUGGCUUUUCGAAAAAUGGGACCCAAAGGGACUAUGCUUGGGUAAAGCAGGGAAUGAUAUUCCCCUUCUCUAAGUUCAUGGAAAGAUUCCAGGGUCAGACACAGUUGUACAAGAGCAAACCGAGUGACUUUUGCAUGGCAUUGGAGGAGGCAAUGCUGGCUGUAGAUGGUCUUCUCAACUCACAGCUGGAAGUAGAGGAAGUAACUUAUGUAAAUGCUUAUCCGUAUGGAUAUUUAGAGCCCCCAGCCAUGCCUGUUGAUGAUGAAUACCACUGCGAGGAUCAAGAUACAAUAUCUUGUGCUGGCUGUUAUUUGAUGUUGCCAUGCAAAACGAUGAAGAAGAUUAAGGACCCAAGUGGUGCAUCUCAAUUUUAUUGCAAACAUUGCUUUAAGUUACGAAAAUCAAAACAAUAUUGUGGCAUUUGCAAAAAGAUUUGGCACCAUUCACAUGGUGGGAAUUGGGUGUGCUGUGAUCGCUGUAAUGUUUGGGUGCAUGCUGAGUGCGAUAAAAUAUCCAUUGAACUUUUCAAGGAUCUUGAAAACACAGAUUACUAUUGCCCAGCGUGCAAGGGAAAUUUCAAUAAGAAAGUACCCAUACCCAAAACAAGCAAGUCAAAAAAGAAGUAUAAUGUGGAAGACAGAUUGGUAGAGAAUAGCCAAAAAUCUAUAGUACCUGAGACGGUAACAGUGGUGUGCAAUGACAUGGAAGGACUCUACUUCCCAAAGCUUCAUUUAAUUAUGUGCAAGUGUAGCUCUUGUGGUUCAAGGAAGCAUACACCAAGUGAAUGGGAAAGGCACACAGGUAGCAGAGCCAAAAAAUGGAAACAUAGUGUGAAAGUGAAAAACAUGAUGCUCCCACUAGAAAAAUGGAUCACAGAAAACAUUUCACAAGAUGGAGUUCCACAACAGUUAGAUCAGCAGCAGGUGCUUAGCUUUUUGCAAGAAAAUUAUGAGCCAGUUCAUGCAAAAUGGACAACAGAAAGAUGUGCAGUUUGCAGAUGGGUAGAAGAUUGGGAAGAUAAAAAAAUUAUUAUUUGUAACAGGUGCCAAAUAGCAGUCCACCAAGAAUGCUAUGGGGCAAAGAAUGUUCAAGAUUUUACUUCUUGGGUUUGUAGAGUAUGUGAAACACCAGAUGUGGAGAGAGACUGUUGCCUCUGUCCUGUAAAAGGUGGUGCUCUAAAACCAACUGAUGUUGAGAUGCUAUGGGUUCAUGUGACAUGUGCUUGGUUUCAACCUCAAGUGGUUUUCCAAAAUCAUGAGGCCAUGGAACCUGCGGUAGGAAUACUGAGAAUUCUUCCUAAUACCUUUGUUAAGUAUUCCCAAAUGUGUGCUUCGAGAGCAGGAUAUAGCACAGAAUUGCAUUCUGUGGAGAAGAAUGGGACUCAAAUAACAAAGAAGCUAAUAUACUGUGCAGUUCACAGGGUCCCAAAUCCAGAAUCUGUAUUGGUUGUACAUACUCCUGGGGUUUUCUCUCCCAGAGCCUCUCUUGAAAAUCAUAGAAGAUGCUUCCGGGGGUCAAGGCUGGUUUCAUCAAAGAAUGUAGAGCUUAUUCAAUCUUCAAACUCUGAAGGUGACAAGAUUGAGCCAUUUUCUGCUGCAAGAUGUCAUGUAUACUGUAGAUCACUGAAUAAGAAGGCUGAAAUACCAAUAAUUCACUUGCUGAAGGGACCCGGCCAUCAUUCUUUAAGUGCAAUAACUCAGUUGAACAGCUAUAAGGAUUCUGAAGAUUCUAAAGUAUUUACUUCUUUCAAGGAACGACUUCAUCAUUUACAGAAAAUGGAAAAGCUUCGAGUUUGCUUUGGAAAAUCGGGUAUCCAUGGAUGGGGUCUUUUUGCUCGUAGAGAUAUACAAGAAGGAGAGAUGGUUGUUGAGUAUCGCAUUGAGCGGGUAAGGCGAAGUGUUGCUGAUUUAAGGGAAGUGAAAUACCGUGCAGAAGGAAAAGAUUGCUAUCUGUUCAAGAUCAGUGAGGAUGUGGUAAUUGAUGCAACGUACAAGGGCAAUAUAGCACGGCUAAUAAACCAUUCUUGCAUGCCAAAUUGUUAUGCAAGGAUUAUGAGUUUGGGUGAUCAAGAGAGUCGGAUCGUUCUCAUUGCCAAGACGAAUGUUUCUGCUGGCGAAGAAUUAACGUAUGAUUACUUAUUCGAUCCAGAUGAGCAGGAUGAACUGAAAGUUCCCUGCCUUUGCAAAGCCUCCAAUUGUAGGAAAUUUAUGAACUAGGGUUGGCAUUUUACUUUUUUUUUUUUUUUUUACUGGAGCAAUUGCAGAUUCCUAACCAUAGGCCUUAUGUAUAGAGUAAACAGUAGUCCAUUGAUAGGUAUAUCGUUUUUGCAAUCUCAUUAUAAUUGUAUAUUCUUUUGCUCAUAUCAUAAAUUAGGAAAAAGAUAUUCAGAUCAAUGAAUUAGAGGCAUUUUUGUAAAUUGCCUCUCCCAUUCUUGUA